GGUCACGUUUCCAUGCGCCGACUGGAAGCGCGAGCCCAGCGCACGUCGCGUUCUGCUGGAACCCGCGGGAUGUUUGGAAGUUGAAUUGGUGGAUACUCAUAAAGGCCCAGCUGUGACACCAUGAGUUUCCACCGUUCCGAGCACCUGGUGACUGCGUUCCUCUGCAUCAGUGGCGCUGCCGAGAGCUGCGUGCUGCCCUUUCUCUGCCUCCAUCUCAGCCAGCUGGGCGUACCGCCACUGCAGACCGGCCUGGCAGUGGCUGCUCUGCUUCUUCUGAGAGGUCUCGGUGGUGCGCUGUGGUGGCGCUCACUGCGCGGAGGACGACGGACGGGUCGGCGCCGACUGGCUGCCGCUGUCGGUGCGCUCUGCUCAGCAGCAGUCCUCUGUGCCCUGGCAGCGCUGCCACCGUCUGUAGGAUGUGGAGACGAUGGAGGUGUAGUGGUAGAACACGCGUCCUCCCUGCCGGGACUGAGACCACCAGCGGACAUCGUCCCAGCGGCAGGACUCAGUCAGGGAACAGACGAAGCAGCCGGGAGUGGUGGGUCAAGUUGGAGUGGUCUUCCCUCGUCACCAGACGGCUCACGACCUCCAAGUGGCAGUGGUGAAGGAGGAUUUCAUCCGCCGCCCGUCAGCCAAGGAAGUGACGGCUCCUGGUCAGAGAGCAGUGGCAUGCCUCAGCAUCAGUCUGUCGGCAGUCAAAGCAGUGAUCACCAGCGGCCAGAAACCAGCGAAAACAGCGGCUUCCAACGACCAGAAACCAGCGAAACCAGUGACCAUCAUUGGUUGGAAACCAGCGAAACCAGCGAGCAUCUGCGACCCGAAACCAGCGAAACGAGCGGACAUUACCGACCCGAAACCAGCGAAACGAGCGGACAAUAUCGACCCGAAAUCAGUGAAACUAGCGGACAUUAUCAACCCGAAACCAGUGCCACUAACUGGGGCCGUGAACCCGAAACUAUCGAAACUACGAGUGUAAAUCGACCAACGGACAAAGGUGUUACCGAGGAGCAUCGACCCGUUGAUGUCCAAACCAGUGUAGACAAUCGACCAUCGCUCAGCGAAACGAGCUCACAUAGUCGACCAGAACAAAGCGAAACUAACGAACAAAGUGAUUCAUCGACGCUAGUUCAAACGACCGAAGGUAGGCAGGCGACAGACUCUCACAAACCUCAUCGAACAACCUCCGAGAUUAGUGACCAACUGCCACCAUCUCCCUCUACUGCUGUGGUGGGGCCCCCUCUUCCUUCGGCGCAGUCCGGAGUCAGUUCUUCAUCGGUGGAGGGAGAAACUGACGAUAGCCUGCAGCCCAAUCGGGUGGAGGGUUCACCGAAGGAGGCGGGAGACGGAGAAACAGGAAAGGGAGGCGGGGAUAAAUCGAGUGAGAGUAACCACCCUCAGUCACCGACAGUGGUAAAUAGACCUAAAGUGAAACCGCAGCGUCAUCAUCCGAAGCAUGAUAAUGCUCAGAAGAAACCUAGUGGCUCCCAAACCGUAUCUUUUCAUGCUCAGGGUGCCGAUGUUUCCCAAGGUAAUGUCGAGCUCAAUGGCCCACAAAUCGAGGAUGCCAGUGGUAUGGAGACGGUCCCAGGGACAGAUCAUCAAACUUCUAACGUUCCCCCAGCCGUUACACUGUCCGCACAGAAACCACCGCCCACUGGCUCUCAAACUCCAGGGAAGAGCCGCCCACCUGCUCAUCUCAGCAGUCACCAGACUUCAUCUGUAGUUGAUGCUUUAUCUCUCGAAGAAGAUGAGACGGAAGUUCGACGGACAACUCGCUCGCCGCCCCCUCUGGAAUCUGAGGAAGACGGCAGUCGUGAAGAAUCCGAGUCAGGUCAAGCAGAGUCAGAGACUGGUGUGUUUGGCGAAGAACCAGAGUCUGUGAGCAGUGAUGAUAAUAAACAUCAUAAGUCUGACGAGUUUCAUCAGUCUGAUAGCCAUUUACCUCCCAGUUCAGGCUCAGGUCGUGAGAGCAGUGAACCCAUUACUGAUGCCUCUCAGAACCUCAGCAAGGAACAAGGACGACCCAACAAACCUGAUCAGUUGUUGCCUGUUGCACCACCGCACUCAGGAGAUGGGCGUGAUGAUCAUCACCUAGAGAGACAGCAUCAUAACCAGCAUCACCGCAAUCACGUUACUGAUGAUGAAGCAAACGACAAAAGCAAAGACGAUGGACUACAGUCCUCAGCUGAUGGCGUAACGUCUCCAACGGUGAACAUGAACGCCCCUCACCGUGAUGAUAGCGAGCACCGCCAUACGGCCUCUCAUCAGCGUCCUACAUCUGGCUCUUCAUCCAGCAGCGACUCUGGCUCCUCUGAUGAUCUGGAGUCUCACCCAUCUGUCCAGCGUCCUCCCGUUCCACCGCUGUCUGAAGACGAUAACAGCAAAACACAGCCAUGCGUGGAACUCUCGCAGAUCGAGAUUCCGUGGGACCCUCGCAAACAUCCGGGCGGACUGACUAUUUGUGACCCGUCUAAGCCUGAGACAGGUCAGAGAAGAGGUGAGGGCUCAGGGCGGCCGCCAGGGAUUGAUAGAGGAAUGCUGCCAGGAGUGGAGACAAGACAGCAGGCAGAUCGUCGCCAGGAACAUGGGUCAAGUCAUCAGAGGACACACUCGGUACAGCGUCAUCGUGCUCCUCCUGCUCCCCCGCCGCCUCCGUCGGGCAAUCGUGACCUCUCUGACCUCUCUCCGACCAAUCGUGACCUCUCUAACCUCGCCUCAACCAACCGCGACCCAUCUAAACCCCUCCCUGCCAUUCAUGACCUUCCUGACCUUCCUAAAGCCAACCACAACCUCUCUGACCUCCCCUCCACCAGAGGUCAGCCCGGGUCACCCUCAGGUCAUGAUCCAGGCCGCAGUAGACACCGGGCGGCCGGCUGGCGUCGUGUACCCAUGUGGUCUGGAGAUGACCAAACGCCCGAUCAUCCUCACUCGGUGGUAUCGGGUCCAGAACCCCCGACACAGCCUCCGCCAAUUGUGCUGGUCCUGAGGGGAACCGACUCAGACUCUAGCGGUGAAAGGAAGAAUUACAACACACUUGAUUUGUCAAAAGAUGCUGUUGAUCUGAGUAGUGUGAUUUUGAGACCUCAAGACACGCUGCCUUUGCUAUCAGUUCCUGCAGAAAAGUUACAGCAGAAUCACAACCGUGCCAAGACUGGAUUUGCGAGUGACAGUAGACGUGAGUUUGAAGAUGGAGCUGGGAGUGAGAGCGGAGUGGGACCUGAAGAUAGAUACCGUGGUGCUGAUCUGGCCCGACAGCGUGUGCUGGCUAUCAGACCUCACCGAUUCGAUAAACAGCACUAUGAGUCCAGAGACCCAAAUGCUGAAAUCUCUAGCCCAGUGAACCCGUCUGUGAGUGGUCCUUUGACAGUGAUCGGAGAGAAAUUGGUGACGGCUGACGAGUCCCUGAACUCUGGUGGUCGUUACGAACCACAGAGUGCUAGCAAGACCGAAAGCCGUGAAGCUGUUCUCCCUACUGAAGCAGAUGAGGUUGACCGGUCUCGUGGUCAGAGUUCUGGCGUGAGGCCGCCUGUUGAUGCUGGACCACGUGAUCAAACCUUUGAUGUGAGGCCGUCUGCUGAGCUUGGCUCACGUGACUUUCCGCGUACGGUUGACCCGAGUGGCUGGUCUCGGCGGCAGUUGCCUGGCAGAAUGGAGGGAGACUCGUCCGAGCAGGGCCUUGAGAUGCAUACGACACGUCAUGAGACUGAAGAUAGAGGAUCUUCAGACAGUCAAAAGAGACUGAAAUCAGACAUCGAAGACAGAAAUAUUCCGAGCACUGGAGUUAAAGACCUCCAAGACAACGAUUCAGACAGGCAUAUUCCGCCAGGUGGAGCUUUCCAUCAUUACCAACGUCGGCCUAUCGAUAGAAAAACGCAGCACCAUGAUGGUCGUCUUCCUUCUCGACGGCAUCCAAACGGCGACCCGAGGCACUACAAAUUGCAAUCGCGACCAACAGAUAACAGCCCAACCACAGAACCCACAGCCGGCUGGAGCUUGACAAGCGCUCUGCAUCGGUUGGAAGACUUGUCUCCGACACUGAAUCGUCUCCUCUCUGGUGGCAAAAGGAGACGGGAGACACGACAGCGGAGACGGGAGACAAACAGGAGACGGUGGCGGGAGGGAGACCGCAGGCGCCGGAGGAGACGUUACAAGAGGAGUUUGCUUAGUGGAUUGACAGGCUGGAGAGAUUUACGAGAAGAUGACACCGAGAAAGACACACGACGGGAAGAACUGAACAACCGUUGGGAGGUGGUUAGAUGUGUGCCAGAACAAAUGAACCUAGAGAGGACUGGGGAUAACAGAGAAGAUGCUAGAAUGCCUGCGAGAAGCCAGUUCCAGCUGAGAGCUAGGCCUUCUUCACGAUACCUUCAUGCUCAGAGCGGCGAGGCUAAAGACUGGAGCUACAACUUCUCAAAGUCGCUAGAGAGGCAGCCACAGCUUUUUCAGAUCCGCUCAAACCGAGAUCUACGCUCCGUCUCCGUCCCCUCUGCACCUACCUCACCCCACCCGCCUCCUCUCGACCCAUACCUCCUCUUCCUCAUCACUCUCGCCCUCCUCAGUCUCUGGGGGACGGCCGGUGCUCCCCACCGCCGUCUCGUCCUCCACUGCUGGCGGCACGCUCUGGACGAGGCCGAACACCUGGAGCGUGUCGAGCGCCCCCGGCCGGCUGCCGAGGCGGCGGCGGCCGCGCUGCUGGCCACAGCCGCUGGCCUGUGGCCGCUGCUGCCCAGCUGUCUGCCCGCUGGCCGGCAGCCGCUGGCCGCGCUGAUGGCGCUGGGAGCUGCGCUGACACUGCUGGGUGGACUGAUGGUGCCCUGGCUGCCGAUGGUGGCUGGAAAGGAGCCGCCGCAGCGGACAGGAGCAGUCCUCAGGACUCUGGUGUCGAGCCGCAGCUCUCUGCUAUUCACCAUAGCUGUAUUCACCACCGGCCUCCUCACAUCGGCCGAGUUCCACUUCCUCUUCCCGCUGACUGCCACCUGGCGGCCGGCGCCGAGAGCUCUACUUCUGCUGGCAGCCGCCGCGGCGCUGGCGUCGCGUCUGCCGGUCCGAGCGCUGUACCGACCGCUGAUGGUCCGCUGUGGAUUUGUCGGCUCCGUGGUGCUGUCGUUCACGGCGCUCUCCACCAGAUGCCUCUGUUACGUGUGCAUACCGACCGGCUGGGCGCUGGUGACCGCUCAGCUCCUGUCGGGCCUCACUGAGACGCUGUUCUGGCGGGCCGCGCAUGUGUUUGUCGACAAAACGACGCACGAUGACUACCACCAGAGCACGCUCGGCGUUCUGGAGGCGCUGUACGCCAUUGGUCGCUGCUGUGGGGUGCUACUCGCCGGAGCUGCCUUCUCGACUGUUGGAGGGACGGCUACGUUCGCAGCGCUGGCCACCGUGGCCUCAGCCGCCGCCCUGGGGUACUAUGUGGCCGCCAGCCCGCGCGGACACGCCCCUCCCGGCGGCUCGCUCGCGUCGCGCCGGGUCGCCCGCGACGCGUCAGUUGUUUGGCAGCCGUGA
Messenger RNA from Amphibalanus amphitrite, 5502 nucleotides. RefSeq lists its product as uncharacterized. Gene Ontology annotation, cellular component: membrane. The record is from RefSeq and is a predicted model, not a curated record. The transcript is spliced from 6 exons. NCBI's taxonomy places the organism in Eukaryota, Metazoa, Arthropoda, Thecostraca, Balanomorpha, Balanidae. The coding region runs from base 121 to 5502 and encodes 1793 amino acids.